AUGCCUCACACCGAAAAUACCACGAAUGCGUGUGCCAAUGGCCAUGGCAAUGGGUACAACGAGAACGGCAUAACGGUCAAUGUUGAAGAACUCGCGGUGUCACCUAACCUCCCAGACCAGGUCCCCGGACUGCUCGACAAGAUUGCUGCGUUCAGUAAGCAGUAUCUUGGGGCAGAGCCUCAGGCCAGGUUGAAAUUGCUCGAAACAGCCAGGUCACUGGUGUACGCUCUUGAGACUCCCCGGGAGGCCAUUAUCCGCCACUGCUGGGCAGAGUCAACCAGUUACGCCGCGCUCGAAACAGCUGUUGCUCUUAACCUCUUUACCGCGUUGGGAACACACGAGUCCAAAACCGUCGCGGAGUUGGCAGAAGCAACGGGCGCAGAGCCAGCACUGCUGAGUCAGUUAGAGACUGGUCGUCUGAUGAAACAUCUCGCUGCCAUGGGCGUGAUCACCGAGACCGGAUGCGAUGAGUACCGCCCGACUAGUUUCUCCAAGGUCCUGACAGUGGAAAAGUACAGUGAUGCCUUCCCACUCAUGACAUCGCGAUUCACCAUGGGUAUCCUCGCCCUCCCAGCCUUCCUCGAGAAGACCAAGUACCGCAACCCGACGAGCGCGACAGAUACAGCAUUCCAGCUGGGAUACAAUACAGACAAGGGCUUCUUCGGUCUUCUCCAGCAGGAACCCAUCACGGCAAAGCGUUUCAACAAUCACAUGGGAGUCUAUGCGCAAGGCCGCGCUCGCUGGAUGGAUCCCGGCUUCUAUCCCGUGCGAGAGCGGCUCAUCGACGGUGUUGCAAUCAAUCAAGAGGAUGUACUCCUGGUCGAUGUAGGGGGCAGCUUUGGGCACGAUCUACUUGACUUCCGCCGAAAGUGGCCGGACAUUCCUGGCCGCCUCGUGCUCCAGGACCUCCCGGAGGUCAUAUCAGCCGUCAAGGACCUGCAUCCCUCGAUCGAUAUCACAGCCCACGACUUCUUCACCGAACAGCCGGUGAAGGCAGCUCGGGCCUAUUAUCUGCACUCUGUCCUACAUGAUUGGCCCGACGACCUCUGCAGCAAGAUCCUCGCGAAUCUUGCGGCGGCCAUGAAACCCAGGUACAGCAAACUGCUGGUGAAUGAAAAUGUGAUCCCCGACAAGGGCGCGUACUGGGAGACCACCAGCCUGGAUCUGAUCAUGAUGCAGCUGGGCUCUGGGGAGCGAACUGAGAGGCAUUGGCGUUCCCUGCUCGAGUCAGCCGGGCUGCGGAUUGUCGGCUUUUGGACUGCCCACCGCAGCGUAGAGUCGUUGAUUGAAUGUGAGCUGGCUUGA
Molecule: messenger RNA, 1305 nt
Organism: Aspergillus nidulans FGSC A4
Lineage: Eukaryota; Fungi; Ascomycota; Eurotiomycetes; Eurotiales; Aspergillaceae
Exons: 4
Coding region: 1-1305 (434 amino acids)
Molecular function (GO): methyltransferase activity; O-methyltransferase activity; protein dimerization activity
Source: RefSeq, a predicted model, not a curated record